Messenger RNA from Adineta steineri, 939 nucleotides. NCBI's taxonomy places the organism in Eukaryota, Metazoa, Rotifera, Eurotatoria, Adinetida, Adinetidae. The record is from the annotation of a GenBank genome assembly.
AUGAAGUCUGUAGAAGAAUAUCCACCGGAACGACGAACAAUUAAAGCUGCUAUUGAAGACAAUAUUGGAUCAUGUAUAAUUGCUUUCUUAUCAUUUUUAUCAUUAGUAUCAGCAAUAAGUUGGCCUUAUAUAAAAAUGAAUAGACUUUUCUCUGAACAUUUACUUGAUAUGACAUCAUUCAAUGAUUAUCUUGUUACCAAUGUAUUUGUAUUUACUUCAUAUACAUUACAAUAUGUUUUAACAGCUGGAGUAUUAGAAGUAACAAAUCCGCGUGGUUUUACAUCAAACUCAUUAACUGAAGAACAACGACAACAACGACGAAGACAAAUAAGAAAAGAAUUAAUAUUAACAACUAGUGCUAUGUUUGGUAUUACAACAUAUGCUGUAGCAUGGAUGUAUUUUAUUGAACCAUAUUUAUGGACAACAAAUUAUUUUGUUACACAUCCAUAUACAUUAACAUGGUUUAUUUCAAAUGUUAUUGUUUAUGGUCUUAUCUUUGACUCAUGGUUUUAUUGGACACAUCGUGCCUUACAUGAAUCAAAAUAUUUAUGGGAUCAUAUUCAUACAACUCAUCAUUCUUUUAAAAGUCCAUCAGCUUUUUGUCAAGAUGCUGUUCAUCCAAUAGAAGGUCUUGUACAAGGUCCAAUGGGUCAUUAUAUAAUAGCACUUGUGAUGCCUGUUCAUCCUGUUAUUUUAGCACUUUUUGGUUUAUUUACUUCAUGUUAUGCUAUUGCUGCUCAUGAUGGACGUUUCGGAGAUUUUAACCAUCAUUAUGCACAUCAUAGUAAAGGCAAAGGUCGUUUACACAAUUUUAAUUAUGGUCUUUAUUGGCCACUAUGGGAUCUAAUAUGUGGAACUCGUUAUCGUGAUCGUCCUAAUACAAAUGAUGUCAAUCAUUCACCGAAGAUAAAAGAACGCAAAGGGAAAAAGUUCACAUGA